AUGCACGUCCUUGCCACCCUCUCUACCCUCCUCGCGACCUUCACCCUUGCCCAGGCGGUCCCCUUCGACCGCGCCGCCAUCGUCGCCGCCAACCAGGCCCGCCAGUCCGCCUACGUCGCCUCCUCGCGCGCCUCGGUCGCGUCGGUCGCGUCGGUCGCCUCGGUCGCGUCGGUCGCCUCUGCCGAGGCCGCCUGGCACUCGAGCAUCUCGAGCAUGCGCAACGCCGUCGUCGCGUCGAACCAGGCCAAGCAGUCGACGUACGUGAGCUCGUCGAGGGCCGCCGCCGCCGCCGCCGCCGCCGCCACAGCCUCGGCCGCCCCGACGCCGAGCGGGUUCGUCACGGUGCCGGCGAGCCAGCGCCCGACAGCGACCGCCGCUCCCUCGGCCCCGGCCUCGUCGUCGGCCGCGCCGCCGCUCGACCCGCCGCCGGUGCUCUCUUGCGCGCCCGACGACACCUUGUGCUUGGCCAUGAUCGGGGGCGCGAACGCCUUCGUCAGGCUGAAGGAGCUAGAGAGCCAGUACGAGGCAACGUGCACCGGCGGCAAGGCGGACUAUUGCACGGGCCCGCACGCCCAGCCGACGGCGGCAUCGUCGUCGCGUUCGUAG
Rhodotorula graminis WP1 is the source of this 606-nucleotide messenger RNA. RefSeq lists its product as uncharacterized. The transcript has a single exon. Bases 1 to 606 code for a protein of 201 amino acids. Lineage: Eukaryota; Fungi; Basidiomycota; Microbotryomycetes; Sporidiobolales; Sporidiobolaceae. The record is from RefSeq and is a predicted model, not a curated record.